CAUUUGCAGGUUCUGUGAGCAAAGGUGGUUUGGUAGCUUCGCUCGACUCAGCUGAGAGAAAAGAGAAUUCACAAUGAGACCCGUGUUUUGUGGAAACCUGGACUUCGACGCGCGUCAAUCUGAUGUUGAGAGGCUCUUCAAAAGAUACGGGAAGGUUGAAAGAGUGGACAUGAAAUCUGCUAUGCAAUUACUCAUUUUACUGGAAUUCUUUUCCUUCAUGUUUGGGACAAUUUGAGUAUGUAAUGUGAUUUUCAGUUGUUAGUUAGUGUUGGGUGGCCAAGCAUUGUUUUUGGCUUUGAACUUUGUGUGAACUUGUUUUAUUGUGCUGAAUUUUUCGGGGCCUUCCUCUUUGCAAUGUAUACUUUACAUGGUUGUUGGAUAAAUUAUAUGGCAAAGACCGGAUAUCUUGGAGAGGUGUAUUUCUCGAGAAAGCAGAUUAACGGAUUGGCAACUGUGACUGGCAUUGCUUGAAUGGAUUACUUGGAAAAUUGGAAUGCCCAUGCUCUUCUUGGGUGGAUGUGCUUCCCUGCAUUUCAUUUCUAGAAUGUGCCCAGGCUUCUUGUAUUUUUCCAGACGAAAUAAUCUGAUCCGCCUUAGCCCUGCCAUUCUGCAUUCCCUCAGCAUUCAUUGAUUUUUCAUUCCUCAUGACUUUUGAUCCGUGUUCAAUUUCCGACAUGUUUCAACAUAGAAACCUUGAUGAUUUCGCAACUGUGGCAGGGUUUGCUUUUAUCUACAUGGAAGAUGAAAGGGAUGCUGAGUAUGCAAUCAGAAGACUUGAUAGAACUGAAUUUGGAAGAAAGGGGCGCCGUAUACGUGUUGAGUGGACAAAGCAAGAACGGGACAGCAGAAGGUCAGGUGAUUCAAGAAAAUCCUCAAGUAAUUCAAGACCAUCAAAGACUUUGUUUAUCAUAAAUUUUGAUCCAGUUCACACCAGGACAAGGGAUCUGGAGAGACACUUUGAUCCCUAUGGGAAAAUAUCAAAUAUAAGGAUCAGGAGGAAUUUUGCUUUUAUACAAUAUGAAACUCAGGAGGAUGCUACAAGAGCUUUGGAAGCAACAAACUUGAGCAAAUUUAUGGAUCGUGUUAUCACAGUGGAGUAUGCUAUUAAAGAUGAUGAUGACAGGAGGAAUGGAUACAGUCCUGAUAGAAGAGGCAAUGACUCCCCUGAUGGGAGAUAUGGCCGGGGCAGAUCCCCGAGUCCAUAUCGCAGAGGUAGGGGUAGCCCAGAUUAUGGUCAUGGAUCGAAUCCAGCUUCCAGACCAGAACCAAGAGGAAGCCCAAAGUAUGAACGAGGUGAAAGCCCAGUCAAUGGCAGAUAUGACAGCCGGUCUCCUCCUCCACGAGAAAGGUCUCCUCCUCCACGUGAAAGGUCGUCUCCUCCACGUGAAAGGUCGCGAUCCUGAGGAGUAAAACAAUUAGAUCCGUCUGUGAAAUUGUUACCCAUUUUCAUUUUGUUCUAGCAGUCUGUAGUUUGGCAGCAGAAAACAUUAAGCUUGGUUGUAUCUACUGUUGUGUGUUGGCUUGAACCUAAUGCAGCGACAUGCAAAGACAUUGAAACAGAUUAUCUUAUGUUGGUGGAUCUAGUUUGAUUUAUGUUUUCUAAAAAGGACAUUGUUCGACCUCUGGUUCAUUAUGGAUUGAGCAUUAUUUAGUUACUUGUA
Molecule: messenger RNA, 1661 nt
Organism: Arachis stenosperma
Lineage: Eukaryota; Viridiplantae; Streptophyta; Magnoliopsida; Fabales; Fabaceae
Product: serine/arginine-rich splicing factor RS41-like
Exons: 7
Coding region: 645-1403 (252 amino acids)
Biological process (GO): mRNA splicing, via spliceosome
Cellular component (GO): nuclear speck
Molecular function (GO): RNA binding
Source: RefSeq, a predicted model, not a curated record